Messenger RNA from Amblyraja radiata (thorny skate), 1839 nucleotides. RefSeq names its product kinesin light chain 3 (gene klc3). The record is from RefSeq and is a predicted model, not a curated record. Gene Ontology annotation, cellular component: cytoplasm; kinesin complex. Gene Ontology annotation, biological process: microtubule-based movement. The transcript is spliced from 13 exons. The coding region runs from base 242 to 1810 and encodes 522 amino acids. NCBI's taxonomy places the organism in Eukaryota, Metazoa, Chordata, Chondrichthyes, Rajiformes, Rajidae. Gene Ontology annotation, molecular function: kinesin binding.
CAAAGAGAAGCCUUCUGUACAAGCCACGUGAUAACUGACGGUGUAAUCCAUCAGUAAUUACUGCACAUACGAAGGAAGGAGCUGCAUUUUCUCCCUCUAACAGCAAGAGAGGAAAGAAAUGAAAGCUAAUGAGGAGGGAUGGAGAACGCAUUCUUUGCUUCAAUCUUGAGCGUUCCACCUUUCAUCUGCUCUAGCUGAACUUUCUCAGCCAACGCCUGCAGCAGCAUUAAGUUGGAACGACAUGUCCACGAUGGUGCAGAUGAAUGAGAAGCUGAGUGCAGACGAGAUCAUUACUGGCACCAAGCAGGUCAUCCAGGGCUUGGAGGCUCUGAAAAAUGAGAACAACACUAUUCUGCAGAGCCUGCAGGAGACGCUGAAUGGGUUGAAGGAAGAUGACGAAGUUCACCUGGUGCAGGAGAAGACCAGCCUGAUCCAGAGGUCGCUGGAGAUGAUUGAACUAGGACUGAGCGAGGCUCAGGUGGUGACGGCCCUGUCCACCCACCUCAGCACGGUGGAGGCGGAGAAGCAGAAGCUGCGAGCGCAGGUGAGGCGGCUGUGCCAGGAGAACCAGUGGCUGCGUGACGAGCUGGCCAGCACCCAGCAGAGGCUGCAGAAGAGCGAGCAGGCGGUGGCUCAGCUGGAGGAGGAGAAGAAGCACCUGGAGUUCAUGAACCAGAUCAAGAAGUACGACGAGGAUGAGGCAGGGGAAGACAAAGACAGUGUGUUGUCAAAGGCUCCUCUGGAUGAUCUUUUCCCGAAUGAGGAUGAACAGAGUCAGCUGCAGCACUCUCACAGCAGUGCAGCAGCAGCAGCUCAGCAGGGGGGCUACGAGAUCCCGGCAAGGCUGCGGACCCUCCACAACCUGGUCAUACAGUAUGCUUCACAAGGGCGCUACGAAGUGGCCGUCCCACUCUGUAAACAAGCUCUGGAGGACCUGGAGAAAACCUCGGGCCACAACCACCCCGAUGUGGCCACCAUGCUAAAUAUUCUGGCCUUGGUGUACAGGGAUCAGAACAAAUACAAAGAGGCGGCGAAUCUUUUAAAUGAUGCCCUGACAAUCCGGGAGAAAACCCUCGGCCAAGACCAUCCAGCGGUGGCUGCCACUCUGAAUAACCUCGCUGUGCUUUUUGGCAAAAGAGGAAAAUAUAAAGAAGCUGAACCACUGUGCAAGCGGGCUUUGGAAAUCCGGGAAAAGGUACUGGGCAAGGACCACCCCGAUGUGGCCAAGCAGCUGAACAACCUGGCGCUGUUGUGUCAGAACCAGGGCAAGUACGAGGAGGUGGAAUAUUACUACGAGAGAGCUCUGGAGAUUUACCAAACCAAGCUGGGACCGGAGGACCCAAAUGUGGCCAAGACUAAGAACAACCUGGCUUCCUGUUACUUGAAGCAAGGCAAAUACAGACAAGCCGAGGCUCUGUACAAGGAGAUCCUGACAAGGGCUCACGAGAGGGAGUUUGGGUCUGUCGAUGGUGAUCACCGGCGGCUGUGGGUAAACUCCGAGGACCUCGACGACGCUAACAAGGACACUCUGGGCAGCUUGAAACGCAGCGGUUCCUUCACCAAGCUCCGUGACUCCAUCCGGAGGAGCAGUGAGAAGCUGGUUCGUAAACUGAAGGGCGUCACGGCACAAGACAGCCCGCCUAAGAUGCUGGGGAUGAAACGAGCCAAUUCCUUGAAUGUUCUGAACGUGGGCAGCAGGGUUACGGGAGACCCCUUUCAGCGCCCCUCCAGUGGUUUGAUGGAGUCUCGGGGACUGAGCACCAGCCACAGCAACCUGGCCCGCAGAGGAUCACUGACCGACUCGGGCUGAGAGGAGUUUGUACGAUGGAGAGACGAGGA